Erinaceus europaeus (western European hedgehog) is the source of this 4636-nucleotide messenger RNA. It is a transcript of the gene CDH8, whose product is annotated as cadherin 8. NCBI's taxonomy places the organism in Eukaryota, Metazoa, Chordata, Mammalia, Eulipotyphla, Erinaceidae. Gene Ontology annotation, molecular function: calcium ion binding; cadherin binding. The record is from RefSeq and is a predicted model, not a curated record. Bases 644 to 3043 code for a protein of 799 amino acids. Gene Ontology annotation, cellular component: catenin complex; synaptic cleft; adherens junction. Gene Ontology annotation, biological process: cell-cell junction assembly; calcium-dependent cell-cell adhesion; adherens junction organization. The transcript is spliced from 12 exons.
UCUGCCCAAUGAGAUCCGUCAGGGGAGGCACCCGGCUCACUUUUCCACAUCACUUCACAGUUACAUUUGGCAGGCAGGCGGGCUCGCACGCUGGCGCGCUCAAGCCCCGGAAUUAGUGGAUUUUUAUUUGGAAUCUCUCUCUCUGCCUCCUCGAAGCCCGUCCGCUGUCGCCGGCUUGUGCACAGACGGUAGCAUAUACCCACCCACCUAGCCACCCACCCUUCUCACUGCACUUUGGACUGCGGACACCCAGAGCCCGGCGCGCCCGCCCCUUAUAUCUGCACCGAGCCCCUCAGCUCCGAGAGGCAUGAACGGAAUUCGGAGGCGCUUGCCCAGCGUGCGGGAACUGGCCGCUACUCGCUGCCCUCAAGAGCAGACCCCUAGCCCCCCCAGCCAUUUGUGAACCAGAAGGUUUGAAAUUCGCCAACCCGGAGCUCCACAAGAGAAGUUUCAAUGAGAAGGAAAGCCAAUGGAUCCUGGUCUUAGAAAAACUACUUAGAUGAUGUCUAUUUCUUAUGCUACAAACACGUGGCAGAGCUGUAAGUAAAUCCUUGGCACUGCAUGAUGAAUUGGAUGACUGCAGACCGGAGGCAAAAAAAAUAAUUGUCUCAUUUUCGUGGUGAUUUGCUUAACUGGUGGGACCAUGCCAGAACGGCUAGCGGAUAUGCUCUUGGAUCUCUGGACUCCAUUAAUAAUAUUAUGGAUUACUCUUCCCCCUUGCAUUUAUAUGGCUCCGAUGAAUCAGUCUCAAAUUUUAAUGAGUGGAUCUCCUUUGGAACUAAAUAGGCUGAGUGAAGAACAGCGAAUUUUAAACCGUUCCAAAAGAGGCUGGGUUUGGAACCAAAUGUUUGUCUUAGAAGAGUUUUCUGGACCUGAACCGAUUCUUGUUGGCCGGCUACACACAGACCUGGAUCCUGGGAGCAAAAAAAUCAAGUAUAUCUUAUCUGGUGAUGGAGCUGGGACAAUCUUUCAAAUAAAUGACAUAACAGGAGAUAUCCAUGCUAUAAAAAGACUUGACCGAGAAGAAAAGGCUGAGUACACCCUAACAGCUCAGGCAGUGGACUGGGAGACAAAUAAGCCUCUUGAGCCUCCUUCUGAAUUUAUUAUUAAAGUUCAAGAUAUCAAUGACAAUGCACCAGAGUUUCUUAAUGGACCCUAUCAUGCCACUGUGCCAGAGAUGUCCAUUUUGGGUACGUCUGUCACUAAUGUAACAGCUACAGAUGCUGAUGACCCAGUUUAUGGAAACAGUGCAAAGUUGGUUUAUAGUAUCUUGGAAGGGCAGCCUUAUUUUUCCAUUGAGCCUGAAACAGCAAUUAUAAAAACUGCCCUCCCCAAUAUGGACAGAGAAGCCAAGGAGGAGUACCUGGUUGUUAUACAAGCCAAAGAUAUGGGUGGACAUUCUGGUGGCCUGUCUGGGACCACGACACUCACGGUGACCCUCACUGACGUUAAUGACAAUCCUCCAAAAUUUGCUCAAAGUCUGUAUCACUUCUCAGUACCAGAAGAUGUGGUUCUUGGCACAGCCAUAGGAAGGGUGAAGGCGAAUGAUCAGGAUAUUGGUGAAAAUGCACAGUCAUCAUAUGACAUCAUUGAUGGAGAUGGAACAGCACUUUUUGAGAUCACUUCUGAUACCCAGGCCCAAGAUGGGGUUAUAAGACUAAGAAAGCCUUUGGACUUUGAGACCAAAAAAUCCUAUACACUGAAGGUAGAGGCAGCCAAUGUCUACAUUGACCCACGUUUCAGCAGCAGGGGACCCUUUAAAGACACUGCGACUGUGAAAAUUGUUGUUGAGGAUGCCGAUGAGCCUCCAGUCUUCUCUUCACCCACUUACCUCCUAGAGGUUCAUGAAAAUGCUGCUCUGAACUCCGUGAUUGGACAAGUCACUGCUCGUGACCCUGACAUCACUUCCAGUCCUAUAAGGUUUUCCAUUGACCGCCACACUGACCUGGAGAGACAGUUCAACAUUAAUGCAGAUGAUGGGAAGAUAACUCUGGCAACACCACUUGACAGAGAACUAAGUGUUUGGCACAACAUUACAAUCAUUGCUACUGAAAUUAGGAACCACAGUCAGAUAUCACGAGUACCUGUUGCUAUUAAAGUGCUGGAUGUCAAUGACAACGCCCCUGAAUUCGCAUCCGAAUAUGAGGCAUUUUUAUGUGAAAAUGGAAAACCCGGCCAAGUCAUUCAAACAGUGAGUGCCAUGGACAAAGAUGAUCCCAAAAAUGGACAUUACUUCUUAUACAGUCUUCUUCCAGAAAUGGUCAACAAUCCGAACUUUACCAUCAAGAAAAAUGAAGAUAAUUCCCUUAGCAUUUUGGCAAAACAUAAUGGAUUCAACCGACAGAAACAAGAAGUUUAUCUUUUACCGAUAAUAAUCAGUGACAGUGGGAAUCCACCUCUGAGCAGCACCAGCACCCUGACCAUCCGGGUCUGUGGCUGCAGCAGUGAUGGUGUCGUACAGUCCUGUAAUGUUGAAGCUUAUGUCCUUCCAAUUGGACUCAGUAUGGGAGCCUUAAUUGCCAUAUUAGCAUGCAUUAUUUUGCUGCUGGUCAUCGUGGUGCUGUUUGUAACCCUUCGACGACAUAAAAAUGAGCCAUUAAUUAUCAAAGAUGAUGAAGAUGUACGAGAAAAUAUCAUUCGCUAUGAUGAUGAAGGAGGAGGGGAGGAAGACACAGAGGCUUUUGACAUUGCAACUUUACAAAACCCAGAUGGAAUUAAUGGAUUUUUACCCCGUAAGGAUAUUAAACCAGAUUUGCAGUUUAUGCCAAGGCAAGGGCUUGCUCCAGUUCCAAAUGGUGUUGAUGUUGAUGAAUUUAUAAAUGUGCGGUUACAUGAGGCAGAUAACGACCCCACAGCCCCGCCUUAUGACUCCAUUCAGAUUUAUGGCUAUGAAGGCCGAGGGUCUGUGGCUGGCUCCCUCAGCUCCCUGGAGUCCACCACCUCAGACUCAGACCAGAAUUUUGACUACCUCAGUGACUGGGGUCCCCGCUUUAAGAGACUGGGUGAACUCUACUCUGUUGGUGAAAGUGACAAAGAAACUUGACAGUGGAUUAUUAAAAAAAAAAAUCCAUGGAACUGAGCAUUCUGUAAUAUUCUAGGGUUACUCCCCUUAGAUACAACCAAUGUGGCUAUUUGUUUUAGAGGCAAGUUUAGCACCAGUCAUCUAUAAACUCAACUACAUCUUAAUGUUGAACCAAAAAAAAUAAUAAAAAUUAAAAUUUUGUGUUAGGAGGUUAUAAAUCUUGUGGAGUGUGAAUUAAAGUAUGUGGAGUAUCUAGAAGUCUUUGGAUAUUUGAUAUUUACCUGAACACCACAAAUAUUGGGAUCCUGGCUAAUCCUUAAAGCAAUGGUUUAAAAAAGAGGAAAAAAUCAAAAUUAAAAGGUGCUUUCUUAGAAAAAUGGACCUGCAAGAAUUUUGCUGCUGACCCAUGUCUUCUGCAAGGAUUUUUAUAAAUGCAAAUGGUUUUUUCCCCUUCACCAAUAAGGAUCCAGCCACAAAUGAUAAAGCAAUACUUGGUCUGCUGUACAUUUUGACUUUUUGGAAUUUUGGGAGGCCUCCUAGAUUAUAUGGUACAGUGACCACACAUUGUACAUAAUUGUUGGCCCCACUCGUCAGAGACUGAAUAGCAUCUUUAAAUAUUGUGUCAAGCCUUAAAAUAUUCACAUGUUCGUAAUCCAUUCCAGGGUGGGGAUUGCCAGCACAGUGGUGGGAGGAGAGAAAUCCCAUUGAAACAGGCUUGUUUUCUGGAAGCAGGAUUACUCAUUCCCUCCACUUCAUCUUCUUCCACAAGGACACAGAGAUAAACUGAAUCAUACAGCGGACUACAUAAGAGACAGAUGAUUUUAUCACUAGCACGUGAAUUUAUUUGUUUAAUCCUUGAAAUAAAUAUUUUAUUGAUGUCCAUUGAUGCUUUUAUUUAUUAAGGUUGGUAAUCUGUAGAUUAAGGGACUAUGUGGGAGAAAAGCUAAAUUAUAUCCAUUAAUAAUCCUUUAGAUUGUUUUAUAUAAAUAUAUAUACAAUGAAUGUUUAAUACAUGUACAUUUUGAUGAGAUGAGUAUGGCAGGCAAUAUUAUCAAAAGGAGAUCUAAUAGUCUCUUUAGAGUAGAAAGUGUUAUUGUGACUGGUUAUGGCAGGUACAGCAUUUACCCAGAGAAACUUUUGGACUGUUUUCUAUUUUGUUGAUAAUCCUAGUAUUUGGUGUUUUUACUACAAGCACAAACAUCUGAAAGUAUAUUGAUUCAUGUGAAUAUUUAAACUCUAGACUUUUAGAUAUUUACAUAAUAUCCUGCACAAUAAACAUCUUCAACUUGCCCCCACUAUUUUAGAGCAGGAACUGAUUUGUACAUAAUUUUACUGCUUCUGUUUCUAGCACUUCUCACUCCGAUCUUCAUGGUGACGCACAGAACGUCUUAGACUCCAAGAGAGAACAACACUAGAAGAUGUGAGCAUAUUCAGUUUGUCAUGCAAAAACCUGCCAUUUAGGAGUAGACAAUGUCUGAUAAAACUCAAGUACUACAUGCAGAUCAUUUUAAUUUUCUACUUUGCUUUAAUGCAAUAUUGUUUAUUUACUCCAUGUAUUGUAUUCAGAGAACUCCUGUAUUGUUUCCUACUUUGUGAAAUAUAUUUUUAUAAAUA